CGCGCCCCCGACUUCCACCCCGCGCCGAUACCCUCACAUGCCCUUCGAUCUGCCUGUGCGCGCGCUUGGCUCGCGGGAAGCUCAAUCGCGGGUGCGGAUCCUUGGUUUGGAUACCGGUACCUACAUCAACAAUCGUCAACCCAAACUCAAGACUCUACACGCGUACACUUCCGUUGCUGUUCGUCAUCCACUCGCCACUCCUUUCCACCGCUGAUCUCUCAUCUACGCACAACUCUUCAUGGCAUCCCAGUCAUCGAUUUAGUGUCGUCGCUCAUUUUCUUACUCGGCAUCGACCGGUGCUUUACCGCCACUGGAGCCACUAGACAGCGUCACCUGCUCCUCCGACGGGCGGUACUGCCUCCGACGCAAUCACUAUACCUGUCACUUUCGGUCCUGGAGCCGACACGUAGAGAGGAACACGCUCACACCUCUCUUGGACAUGUUCGUAGCUUCAAGUCUCUACAACUACGCGAGAGGCAGCAACGCGGCUGGUGCGGCGACUGUACACAGCGAUCAUGAAUCAACACCAGCGGCCACCCGAGUCAAGAGGCAUCCAAAGAAGACUCCAGGCGCCCCACCGAACGGCCUUCCCACCUCGCCGCCACCUUCUUACGCAUCGGUUGCAGCGGGUCUUGCCAGAGCCGGCGGAGUGACGGAACAGGAGGGUGGCAAGCCUGCAUGGACGCCUGCUGAGCUGGCCAAGAUCUCCGUGAUCGAUGGCAUCGCAGAGGAGGAGGACCUGUACAAAGUGCUGGGAAUCAGGAAGACGGCAAAGCAAGACGAGGUCAGGAGAGGCUUUCUGGCCAGAAGCAGGGUGUGUCAUCCCGACAAAAUGCCAUCCUAUCCCCCAUGCCAUGCUGCAUUUCAGCGCGUCGCCCUCGCCUAUCAGACCCUCUCUUCUCCGAGUGCUCGCCGGAUGUACGAUGUGUCUGGUCGGGCAGACUAUGCGCAGGCUAUGGACGCAAGCAGCCAUGCGGCUGCGAAUGGUGCGGGAGAUGAAACGCUGAACAGCGUCCUGUACUCCGUGUUCUGCGAGUUCUUGGAGGGAGACUUUGAGAUGAUCAGAGUCCUCGUUAACGCGAUGAAUGAAGGUAACCCUGGUCUCAACCUCGGCGAGGAAGCAGUAGACUCGAUCGAGGGCGCUUUCCGACGCUUGCGACACAUGAUGCUGGCUGGCAAGCGAUAUCUUGGCGUCAUUCGCUUCGAGCUGAUUCGCUUGUACGAGAUUCAACAUUCGCUCCGGCAGCUCAGCUAUUUUGAUUUAUUCGGUCGACUGCGUCUCACACUACAGCUCGCUCGUGUCACCCUCUCCAUACCGAUGGCCAUCGACACCGCGAUGAAGACUGGCGAGCCUGGCGAGGACGCCAGCGGAGUAGGCAGCCAAGGACAACGCACCGGCAGGGACGGCAGAGAUGCCGGCAGAUCUGAGACCAACGAGUUUGCUAGCGAUGAAGACAGCGAGGACGAUGAGAGCGAUGUUGAGGAGAUGCAUGACGGAAGGUCGCGCCGUCGGAACGCUGAUCAGUUCGGCGUCGCCUCUUCAAGCGACGAGUCGGGUGGAUCGGAUGCCGAUGCGAGAAGGGGGUCGAGUCAAAGCCAGAGGCGAGAGGCGCGUCAGGCCCGAAGGCGAGAGCGCCGCAAGCAGAGGAGAGCUCGUCGAGCAAGGCUGGAAUCUCACAACGACGAAGCGGAUCAGGAGCCAGAGAUGGUUGAAGGGCAAUUGCAAAGAAGCGGGCUACUGGGUCCGACGGCUGCCACCUUGCUUGGCGGGGUGGUCAAGGUGCUUGAAACGAGCGAGUCUUGGGUUCCCGGUGGAUCUCGCCAGGCACAACAAGAUUGAGGCAGCUCUGCGCGAUUCCACCACCACGAUCACCAGUCCGGCACUUUCGCGUCCGUGUCAGCCCCACAUUCACCAAUUCACCAGUCACUUUGUCUAUCGAUCCUCGUACCUUUGCGCGUCACCUAUCUAUUAGCCACCUUUUACAAUCAGGAUCGUUCUUCGCUUCACAUCUAGUCACGAUAUCUUGGCCGCUUUCCUCCCUUUCAAUGUCUACUUGCACUUGAUCUUAGCGAUUUCACUGUAACCUUCACGCGUAUGCUUAUCAUUGUUGUGGCAAGGCAUGCCUCAUGUCUUCACUCAACU
This is a messenger RNA of Ceraceosorus guamensis, 2143 nucleotides long. Its product is annotated as DnaJ-domain-containing protein. NCBI's taxonomy places the organism in Eukaryota, Fungi, Basidiomycota, Exobasidiomycetes, Ceraceosorales, Ceraceosoraceae. The coding region runs from base 440 to 1840 and encodes 466 amino acids. The transcript has 5 exons. The record is from RefSeq and is a predicted model, not a curated record.